Molecule: messenger RNA, 351 nt
Organism: Recurvomyces mirabilis
Lineage: Eukaryota; Fungi; Ascomycota; Dothideomycetes; Mycosphaerellales; Teratosphaeriaceae
Gene: SMD3
Product: small nuclear ribonucleoprotein Sm D3
Exons: 2
Coding region: 1-351 (116 amino acids)
Biological process (GO): RNA processing; spliceosomal snRNP assembly
Cellular component (GO): pICln-Sm protein complex; U2 snRNP; U12-type spliceosomal complex
Molecular function (GO): RNA binding
Source: RefSeq, a predicted model, not a curated record
AUGACUUCGACGAUCGGCAUCCCGAUCAAGCUCCUUAAUGAAGCCACCGGCCAUCAAGUGACGGUUGAGAUCGACUCUGGCCAGACCUACAGAGGAAAACUUAUUGAAGCCGAAGACAACAUGAAUUGCCAGCUCGAGAACAUAAACGUCACACAACGCGAUGGUCGCGUGACCCACCUGGAUCGCGUAUAUAUCAGAGGUUCACACGUACGAUUAUUCAUCGUGCCGGACAUGUUGCGCAAUGCUCCCAUGUUCAAGUCGAAGGCUACGAGGGGCAGGGGUGUGGGGUUGGCGAGAGGAAGAGCUACAGUCAACAGGGCGCGUGGACAGAGGGGCGGACGUGGGUCUUGA